Molecule: messenger RNA, 951 nt
Organism: Miscanthus lutarioriparius
Lineage: Eukaryota; Viridiplantae; Streptophyta; Magnoliopsida; Poales; Poaceae
Source: the annotation of a GenBank genome assembly
AUGGCCGACGGCGGCAGCGGCGAGCUGGAGGCUGGCGGUGGGUCGGCGCCGGUGUGCACUUUCGUGAGGAAACCACCUAAGAACAUGCGGAAGCGCCUCGCCGCGCCCGUGGGAUCUGAUGACGACGACGAUGACGGCAGCAGCGGCGCCCUCGUGGCUACGAGCUCCAAGACACGGUCCUCAACCGCUGCCAAGCUCGUUUUCUCCACCGCCGACGCCUCCUCCGAGACACGGCGGUUCUAUCGCGCAACCGCCAUGCUUGACACGGAGAUGGAGUUCGACCGUGACGCACGCGCCAUCCGCGAGAGACCCGAGGAGUUCCUCAAGAAGAAUCCCUCCGGUGCCUCCGCCUCUGCUUCCGCUUCCGCCUCCGCCUCCAGGGGGGUGUACAAGGGGAUCCACGGCUACACGGACUACAAGGCUAGGUUCCUGUGGGAGCACACUGUGUCUAGCGAGAAGGCCGGCGGCGGUUCGCACGGCCCGCUCCGGGCGGUCGUCCACAUUCACGUUUCCCAGCGGUUCGACUACCAGCCCGACAUCUGCAAGGACUACAAGGAGACGGGGUAUUGUGGUUACGUCGAUUCCUGCAAGUUCAUGCACGACCGAGGGGAUUACAAGUCCGGGUGGCAGCUCAAGAAGGAAUAUGAGGAAGCCGAGAAGGCCCGCAAGCGGCGCAUUGCCAUGGGUGGUGGGGAUGGGAGUGAUGGUGAGGCAGCAGAUGAGGAUGAGGAUGAUGAGGAGGCACUGCCCUUUGCCUGCUUCAUUUGUCGGGAGCCAUUCGUUGAUCCAGUGGUCACCAAAUGCAAGCACUACUUUUGUGAACAUUGCGCUUUGAAGCACCACUCGAAGAACAAGAAGUGCUACGUCUGCCUCAAACCGACAGGGGGCAUCUUCAACGCUGUACAGGAGCUCCGCAAGAAGAUGGCACAAGACAAGAAGCAGCAGGAGUAG